AUGCCCGAAACACAACGCCAUCCACUGCACUUCAGGCCGUUUCGGCGCUUCUUCCGGGCGAGUUUCGAGCGCUGGUUCAGCUCCGCCGGUGCUGCCCGCCACUUAGGGCCUCCUCAGCUUGGCCGCAGCAGUCACACCCUCCGCACCGCCCUCUCGCGGCCUCCGCCCCAUCAGCGCCGCGCAGGCGCAGGGCCAGGGACACUACAGCUCCCGGCGGCCAGCGCGCCGUCGCGGCUCCAGGAUCCCUUAGGCCCUGCGCGGCUGAAGUGGGCGGUUAUGAAGUCUCGCGGCACUUUGGCGGGCCUGCGCGCGGGAGGUUUUAGCGGGCUGGGGACGGCGGCGCGGCCGUUGUGGGUCUGUGGUCUGCUUGGCUACGUUGGUGAAGUUGCUGAGCACCAUGGCCCCCCACUGGAAGAGGAGUCAUCUUUGGCUCUGGACCACUCCCGUGCAGAAGCAUACUUCAGAGUCUCUUCCCUUCCAAAAGGUGGCUUGAUUUUAGGAAGAAGAGCUGUGAAUGACUUUAGGAAGAAGAGCUGUAAAUGGCUAAAAGAUAUUGCAGCACAAGAAAGAAAUUUUCCACUAAUUACACCUUCUUCACUUGUUGCUCCUGGUGGUCCCAGAUUUACUGUCUUACUUUAUCAGUUUGCAAGACAUGUAAUGCGUAAGGACCUGGAAGCAAACUCUGUAGGCAUCGAUAUACCUUUUGCUGAAGCUGCAGCGUCAAGGCCUGAUGUACACAUGGCAAUCGCAAGAUGUAGAGUUGCAUACAAUAAACUUCGGCAAAUUUUUCAAAAGGAAGAGUUUGUUAGGCAAGAAUAUGAGAAAAAAGCACAGCUUUUGACUGAAGAAAUAGAACAGAUAAAGUCUGAAUAUGAAGCCCUGCAGAUACGGUCUUGCAACAUGAAACAAAACGACGAAAACAAAAGUUAUGAAACUGAGAGAAUUCAACAGGUUCGCAGCAUGUGGACAUCUAUAAUGGAAAUGUUCACAUCUGUGGCAAGGGAAAAAGAACUUGUGGCUUCAGUACUUCAUACACUUGAACAUCAUCUUGGUCAAUGCAUUUUUGAUGGAAGUAUUGCUUUUAGAAUUCCAGAGUUGUUGAUUCUCAGAGUUGAAGGGGAUGUACAACAACAUUGUUCGAGAAAUGUAUAUGAAGGCAAAUCACUGAACUUCUUGACAGUCGUUCAGUUAUUAAAUGAAGCCCUGAGAGCACUGAGAGAUGAACAUUGUCAAUCUGAACUCAUGCAACUUCAGGCCAUUAACAAAAUGGUUACCUUCUGCAGAAAAGCACACGGAAUUUUGAUUGCAAAGAGGCUAGAAAUACAGCAACAGUAUUCUGUGUCAGCAAGCACAUUUAUUUCUAGAAAUCAGGAAGACUGGGAAGUGAACUGGAAAAGCUUUCUUGGUUUGAAUCCACACAAUCAAUUCGCAGAUCAGGAUCCACAACUUGGUUUGUUAAGACCUCCACCACCUCGUCCUUUUGGUCUUGCAGAAGAAGAGCAGCAUAGUAUACUUAGACAGCAUCUAGCAUCAGCUUCAGAUAUUUAUGACUCCACUCAUGAAGUGCGUUAUGAGAAAGAUGAUGUGGCAUUGGAAACUCUGAUGAAUAAGUCAGCACUACCACCACGAUGGUAUGAUGUUAACAAGAAAUCGAUAAAAAAAGCAGUGGCCACUUGUUUAAUUUGUUUUUUUCUCUUCCCCCCCAUCUCCAUCUCUCCCUCUAGGCUCUCUUCAGUGCCUUUGGAGUGGUCAGAAGUGUCUGAAAACAGAGGAAUAUUAAUUGAAAAGAACUCGCAUAUUGGAACUUGUAAGGGGCAGAAAAUGCCUGUGCUUCCAAAGACUGUAAAGGAAGAGUCUUCCACUUCAGAAGCACAGGAGGAUGGAGGUGAUCAUGUUAUCCAGACAGAGUCUCCUGUCAAAAAAGACCUUCUUGAGAAAGUCAGAGAUGAACUGGCAGAGGAGGUUGCAAGAACAGUGAUGUCUGACUCACCUCAGCGUGAUGAAGGAAAAGGGAUGUCAUUUGGUGAUCUCAUUAACUGUCUGUCUUCUGACCCAUUUUUAACAAGGAAACAGGUUCCUCAAACUCCGGCUUUGUUUACUGAAAUGAGGAGCUCAUGGAGAAAAGCUCUUCAAACUGAGGGAUUAUCAGAGAUAGAGCUGGCCCCAGCUGAGAUAAUGACAGAAGAAGCUCCUAUGGAUAAUACUGCUGUAAUGACGAAGGCAGCAGAUCAUGGAUUCACAGGCCCAGUAUUUGUGUCUGGUGUACCUGACUUGUUGGGAGAAACUUUGCAAUUGAGUUCAUUUAGACCUCAAGAGCAGAUGAGGAUAAAUAGUACAGUUGAAUCUCCAGUUUUGGAAACAUCUGGAGAGCAGAAGAGUGACAAAAAUGAAGCACAGGAAGUAACAUGCACUGUUUUGAAGGAAAGUUCUCUAGACGAUACAGAAAAGCAGGCACUUCAAUAUGUAAAGAAGACCAUGGAUCCUCCAGCUAUUCUUUCAGAACACAACGCUAGAACAAAUGUUCUAUGUUCAGAUCCCUCUCAGGAUUUCUUACUGGAUAGGACACUGCCCUGGAAGUCAUGUUCAUUCCUAAAUCUUCUCUGUCCUGAGACUGGCUGCUUGGGGAUAUUGGAGGAGACACUUCCAGAAGAUAGCAUAGAUCUCAGUCAAUCUAUAAGCUUGCAAUGUGAUGUUGAUGAGGUAAACAGUAAUUGUGCAACAAGCAGUUCAGAAGAUAAGGGAAAUACUGAAAAAUCAACUCUAAAUCCACAGUUCCUGCUCAACAGAUAUGAAGCACUGAAAAAACCUGCAGCUGCAAGUGAAGAGGAGGUGCAUCAAACAAGUAACGAAGGUGAAACUGGAAGUUGCGGAUCAGGCCAAAGUCUUGCGCCAGAAAGAAGGGAAGAGGAUGAAUUUAGCAGUUAUGAAGAAGUCUUUUUGCAUAAGGAGUUCACCACAACACCAUCACCAAGGUCUCUUGAAAACAGAAAAUAUUCCCUGGCAUCUCCACAAGUAGCCUGUGAAGGUGUGACAGAAAUGGCAUCAGUUGGACACGGACUCCCAAAAGAUGAAAUACAUAAGUUGAAGGAUAAAGAGCAGUUGGAUGAGCAGCUGGGCACAAAGGACCCAUCUUCAGAAUAGAAUUUGCAAAGCAGAAGCAUAGUAACACAGUUAGGGUUCAUCUGAGCAUCUUCUCCAUCACUGUAUAUUUGGAGAAGCCUGCACCCUUUUCAGUUUCUUUUUGCAGAGA
Messenger RNA from Dryobates pubescens (Downy woodpecker), 3250 nucleotides. It is a transcript of the gene HAUS6, whose product is annotated as HAUS augmin like complex subunit 6. Gene Ontology annotation, cellular component: mitotic spindle microtubule; HAUS complex. Gene Ontology annotation, molecular function: microtubule binding. The transcript has 17 exons. The coding region runs from base 1 to 3141 and encodes 1046 amino acids. Gene Ontology annotation, biological process: spindle assembly. NCBI's taxonomy places the organism in Eukaryota, Metazoa, Chordata, Aves, Piciformes, Picidae. The record is from RefSeq and is a predicted model, not a curated record.